Molecule: messenger RNA, 483 nt
Organism: Schistocerca gregaria
Lineage: Eukaryota; Metazoa; Arthropoda; Insecta; Orthoptera; Acrididae
Exons: 1
Coding region: 1-483 (160 amino acids)
Biological process (GO): DNA integration
Molecular function (GO): nucleic acid binding
Source: RefSeq, a predicted model, not a curated record
AUGGGACACUGGGGUGUCAUCUUGACCAAGCAGCUGGCACACCAACAUAUCUACUGGUGGGAGAUGGACGCCGAGAUCGCGGGCAUGGUGGCUUCCUGUCCGUCGUGCCAACAGCAGCAAGCAGUGAAACUGCGUCGCCUCGUCGCGUGGCCAGAUGCUCUUUCUCCACGGUCCUGGUUACACCUUGAUUUUGUAGGUCCCUUCCUUGGAUUUUCCUGGCUUAUCCUAGUCGUCGCUGGUAGCAGGUUCCCUUAUGUCAUGACCUCCACGACGUCCGCCCAGACCAUCCAAGCACUUUCCUGUAUUUUUGCAAUUGAGGGACUUCCGGAGACGCUGGUGACUGACAACGGCCCUCAGUUUACCUCGGCCAAAUUCAAGGCUUUUUGCACCACCUUGGGCAUCCGCUUGAUUAACACCGCUCCUUUCCACGCAGCAUUCAACAGAUUGGCUGAAUGGUUCGUUCGCACCUUUUGUUUUGGUUAA